Messenger RNA from Oncorhynchus masou masou (cherry salmon), 3257 nucleotides. Its product is annotated as gamma-secretase-activating protein-like. The coding region runs from base 360 to 2969 and encodes 869 amino acids. The transcript is spliced from 32 exons. Lineage: Eukaryota; Metazoa; Chordata; Actinopteri; Salmoniformes; Salmonidae. Gene Ontology annotation, biological process: positive regulation of amyloid-beta formation. The record is from RefSeq and is a predicted model, not a curated record. Gene Ontology annotation, cellular component: trans-Golgi network.
GAGGGAGGGCUCUAUGAAGAGUGCACAGCGAGCUGUGAAUAUUGUUCGGUGUGAAGUUGAGUAAAUUACUGUAUUGCUGCAGAUCUCAAGGGAAGUGAUUCCCUUUCAAAUCACACCUUCUGCUUUAUUUUCGGUGCGUUCAACACUGCUUAAACGGCUACUGGACUAUCAUCAAAACGUUAUUUACAACUAUCACAUGAUGCUGCAUUGUAUGUCAAGUUGUAACUUCAGGCUAUAGGCAUGGCGUCUUCCGGAUAGUGUGAAAUCGCAGAGGCUCUAAUUGAAGACAUUUCUUCAUAAGUGUUUGAUGCAUAAUAGAAGUGGAAAUCAGUAAGUUGUGGAGGAGGUCAACCGCACACAUGUUGCAACUAAGCGCAACUUUCGAUUUGCAGCAGGAUGUGGUGUCAAGUAUAUUUAAGAAAGAGGCGACUGUAGGAAUAAUCAAAGAAUACUCAGGGAUCGUUGACACUCGGAUCCUCAACAUUGAAAGGGAUGGAGGAGUCCUCUACUCCUGGAAAGGGGAAACCGGGACCACCAGGAUCGGGAAAUACGACCCCAAUACCAGACAGAAUAAGCUCCUCUACACAUUUGACAAGCAGGUGUGUGUCAGCAGCUGUUCUCUGAAUAAGGAGGAGACUCUGCUGGCGGUCAGUUUGGCACAGAGGUCAAGAACAGAGGAGCGCCUCAGACCAGUUUCAAAAUGUCUGACCCUCCUCAUUGAGAUCCAUCCCAUUAACAACACUAAGGUCCUGAAGGCUGUCGACUGCCGGGUCAGAGUUCAGUUCCUCCAUCCAGACACAGAGAGGGACUCGGUGCUGGAGAGUCACCUGCUGCUGGUAGCAGAAGAUGGCUAUGUGGAGCAGCUCCAUGUGAUGCUGGUCAGACAAGAGGGUUACAGAGUGGUGAUGUUGAGCCCAGAGUGCCUGGCCAAAGACAGGGUGGCAGAGGAGUUCAGCUGGGUCCAGUGGGACAGCCAGACACAGAGACUCUUCUAUCUCACACACAGGGAAAAAGCUGUGCUGAAAUGUGUGCAAUUCGUCCAUGACCGCGACUGUGAGACCUUGUUUGAGCUUGUACUGGAGUUGCCCUCUAACCCUUUCACCUGUAUGAGGUUUGUUAACCUGGGCUUUGACCAUCACCAAGAGACGCAGCAGGAACGGGAGGAGAUGAGGAUGGUGGUGAUCACCAAUAACACAGGCAGUAUGUGUGUGUGUUACAGCCAGCCUGCUUGUGUCAACCAGGAGAUCACAUACACCAUAGUCCUGGUGCACAGAGGCUGCAGUAAAACGUUCUCAGUGGCUCUGGAUGGCACCCCUAGUCCAUGUAGUACAGAUCUCCUCCCUCUCUUCAUCCCUAUAGGUUACUACGUGGUAGUCUACCUGUCUGGUCACUUCCUGCACUGCAUCAACACCAGGCAACAGGAGCUGCUCUGCCACAGCCUCUUCCUCUCAGGUGUUGAUGCAGAGCUGGGUGUGUUGGGAUCAGACAGUGUGGUGUUGUCUCUACCCGAGUCCUCUCUGCUGGACCUGAACACAGGCAGGAUGUACACUGUAGACCUCAACCCCUCCUUCCUCAUGGACCUACUGCACUGCAGCCACAGGAGACCUGACGCUCAACGCCUGGCUGCCCUGCACUGUCUGCUGCUCUACAUGGGACCCAACGCUGCACUAGAACUGAAGAUCAUAGAUUGGAUCUGUGACAAUGUCAUGCCGUUCGACACCUUCGAUCAAAUUCAGGAAUUUAUUCUGGCGUCACUGUACAGGAUCAUCUAUAAGAAGUGUCUCAGUCUGGAUGAAGUCCUACCCUACUCCUCUGUGUUUGAGAAGAAGAAGGUACCUGAGGCUCUAGACCAGGUCCCCGGUGUCACCUGCACCACAGAGCUCCAUGCUGAACCAGUGUUCAAAGGAAAGAUGUUUGGUGAUGUUUGGCUGCAGGCCAGGAGUCUCCAUGGUUAUUGGGAAGAGCUGCAGUGGAGCACAGAAAAGAUGAAGUACUUUGAGGCGGUUCCAAACCCACGAUACAGAGCAUCUCAGAACCUGCCAGACUGGACCAAGCUGCUCACUACCCUGAAGUCAAAGAACAAGAAGGCUUCUAACUAUCUACGUCACAUUGAGGAGAACACUAAACAAGUUCUGUCGAAGGUGGACAGCUGGAAUCUUGAUCAGAAAGUGGUUCUGUUGUUCCAGGAGGAGGAUAGCCAGCAGAGGGCGCUCAUAGGCCUGAUGGUGGACAAGCUGAGAGAGCACCUCAACAGACACCUGCCUCGUCUGGGGAAGAAGAAGAUCGACGUGCUGGUGGUGAACUACGUGGCCAAGCUGCUGGAGCUGAUCAUACACAUGCUGGAGUCUUUGUGGCUGAAGUACAAACUAGGCCCUCUGGUGCUGUGCUUAAGGCAACAGGGCAGUCCAGCGGAGUGGACCGUGUUUCACGUGAUGUGUCGGAUACUGGAGGCUACAAAGACUCUGUGUCUCCCCCUCCCUCCUGGGUAUCACACUCUACUGUCCGUGUUGGGGGUUCGCUGUCUCCCCAGACACACCUUCCUGCAGUACGUUGACCAUGGUGUGCUGCAGCUCACCGAGACCUUCGUCUCACGACUCAUGACAGAUCUAGACAACAGUGAUGCCAACGAGGAGCUGAAGUUCAGCAUUGUGAAGAGACUACCAGAGUCCAUGGAGCAGAGGAUCUGUCACCUGUGGGAUCACCCCAUCAGUUCAGCCUGUAUCUCCAGAGACUAUGUCAGAGGCCUGCUGGAGAAACACGCCAAAACCAAAGGUUCUAUGUUCAUGGAGAGAGACGAGCCUGGCUUCAGGCCUGAGUUCCUGCCUCUCACCUUCCUGACCAAAAUUCUGUUGGAUGUGGAAGACCGAGCUCUGAACCCUUUUGAGGAGCAGGAGAAUGUGGAUGCCAGGUUUGUGGAGGAGACGGCUCUGAAACAGACUCUGAUCCUGAUGGGCUUCCAGGACAAGUGAGGGAGGGAGAGACCGAGACCAGAUGGAUGAGGCUCUUACAGUAAGAAGGGAGGUUCUCUGGAAGGUGUCUGAAUUACCACAACAUGUCCUGUAUGAUGUCUGUAUAUUUCCAUUCCUGAGGAACUGAUGCAUGGUCAGAUUUCAGGAAUAACACCGUUAUGUGGAAUCCAGGAAAUGUGUUGAUCAGGUACAAUAAUAAACAGGAAAAGGGAUUUUUGUUGUCAUGUUUACACGUGUAAAGCCAUAUUGUAUCAAUGAAACUCUAAAUAAAAUAUUUGUUGCUAACAA